Miscanthus lutarioriparius is the source of this 891-nucleotide messenger RNA. NCBI's taxonomy places the organism in Eukaryota, Viridiplantae, Streptophyta, Magnoliopsida, Poales, Poaceae. The record is from the annotation of a GenBank genome assembly.
AUGCGGUGGUACGCGAACGUGAAGGAGGUCGGCGGCGGCGACACCACGGUGGUGCUGGCGCACGGCUACGGCGCCAACCAGACGCUGUGGGACAAGCUCCUGCCGGCCCUCUCCCAGCACCACAGGGUCAUCCUCUUCGACUGGGACUUCACCGGCGGCGGCGCUGACGAACAGGAGGCGGAGGCGGCGCGGUACACGUUCGGCAGGUUCGCCGACGACCUAAUCGCGCUCAUGGACGACAAGGGGGUGCGGGGCGCGGUGGUGGUGGGCCACUCCAUGUCCGCCAUGGCCGCCUGCAUCGCCUCCGUCCGGAGGCCCGACCUCUUCGCCCACCUCGUCCUCCUCUGCGCGUCCCCCAGGUACAUGGACUCGCCGUCGGAGGGGUACGUGGGCGGCUUCGACAGGGCGAGCAUCGACGGCAUGCUGGGCGCCAUGUCGUCGGACUUCGGCGCCUGGGUGAAGGGUUUCGUCCCCAACGCCGCCGGCGGCGACCCGUCCGCGUCCUCGGCGCUGGAGCAGAGCUUCCUGUCCAUGCACCCUGGCGUGGCGCUGGAGGUGGCCCGGAUGAUCUUCCUGGGCGACCAGCGCGGGGCCCUGGACGCCGUGGCCGCGCCGUGCACCGUCGUCCAGGUGGCGGCCGACUUCGCGGCGCCCCCCGCCGUGGCGGAGUACAUGCGGCGCAGGAUGGAGAAGGCGGCGGAGGUGGAGGUGGUGGUCAUCGAUUCCGUCGGCCACUUCCCGCAGCUCGUCGCGCCGCAGCAGCUGCUCGCCGUGCUCCAGCGCGUGCUCCGGCGUGCCGCCGGCGAGGUCGUCGUCGGAGCUGAGGAGGAGCAGGCGGGGGAAGCGGCCGAGGUGGUGGAGGACGACGGUGGCAUCGAUGUCACGGCCUAG